Hansenula anomala is the source of this 669-nucleotide messenger RNA. RefSeq names its product U2-type spliceosomal complex subunit CWC15 (gene CWC15). The transcript has a single exon. Gene Ontology annotation, cellular component: catalytic step 2 spliceosome. Gene Ontology annotation, biological process: mRNA cis splicing, via spliceosome. NCBI's taxonomy places the organism in Eukaryota, Fungi, Ascomycota, Saccharomycetes, Phaffomycetales, Wickerhamomycetaceae. The record is from RefSeq and is a predicted model, not a curated record. Bases 1 to 669 code for a protein of 222 amino acids. Gene Ontology annotation, molecular function: RNA binding.
AUGACAACUUCACAUAGACCCACCUUGGAGAGCAGAAAGGGUAGAGACCUGCAACAGACGUCCAUAAUCCACUCCAGACAGGUUGCUGCUCAUAAACAGUUGAAGUAUAGGAAGACAACAACAAUUGAUCCAGUUGAUGCAAAGGAAAAAUUUAAUGAAUUAAAAUUAGAACUAUUACAAAGAGAAAAAACUCAUUUCAAGGAUUCUAAAGGUGAUGAUUAUGAUUAUAAAGAUAGACAGUUAGCAAUAGAGGAUGGUGAAGUGGAGAGCUAUGAAGAUCGAAUGGAAAGAGUUGCUAAAGAGACUAAAGAUUUAGAUGAUAGUAGUGAUGAAGAGGAGGAUCAAGAGGAUGAAGGGAGUGAAAGUGAGAGUGAUGAAGAUGAUGAAAGUGAUGAUGACGCUGAAUUAUUAAAAGAGUUGGAAAAAAUCAGAAAAGAAAGAGCACAAGCUGAAUUACAAAAACAAUUAAAAGAAAAAGAGGAAUCUGCUAUAAAUUCAAAUCCUUUAUUAAGUAAUAAUAAUUCAACAGGAGUAAGGAAAAAUUGGAGACAGGAUAAAGUAUUCAAUUAUAAGAAUAAUCAAGAAAAACAUAAAACUGAUGAUGAUUAUGUUAAUGACUUAUUAAGGUCUGAUUUCCAUCAAAAGUUCUUAAACAAGUAUGUUAAAUGA